UAAAAGGAAGACUUCAUACUGCCAACUGCUGGUGUAAACAUUUUGAAAAAAGUAAACGGUCACAACUUCCGACUGAGAUUAGGCUUCCUGGAGAUCUUAGUAGACACCCCACCAGGGGGCCAAAAUGGGGAAACAAAACAGCAAAUUGAAACCAGAGGUUUUAGAAGAUUUGAAACAGAAUACUGAGUUUACAGAUACUGAGAUCCAAGAGUGGUACAAGGGAUUUUUGAAGGACUGUCCAAGUGGUAGCCUAUCAAUAGAUGAAUUUAAGAAAAUAUAUGGGAACUUUUUCCCUUAUGGUGAUGCAUCGAAGUUUGCUGAGCAUGUGUUUCGUACAUUUGAUGCCAAUGGAGAUGGGACAAUAGACUUUCGUGAAUUUCUGUGUGCUCUGAGUGUUACCUCUCGUGGCAAAUUAGACCAGAAGCUGAAAUGGGCAUUCUCUAUGUAUGAUUUAGAUGGAAAUGGAUUUAUAUCUAGGCAAGAAAUGUUAGAAAUUGUAACAGCUAUCUACAAGAUGGUUGGGUCAGUGAUGAAGAUGCCAGAAGAUGAAUCAACACCAGAGAAGCGAACAGAUAAAAUAUUUAAGCAGAUGGAUAAAAAUAUGGAUGGAAAAUUGUCCAUAGAAGAAUUUAUAGAAGGAGCGAAAAGUGACCCAUCUAUUGUUAGGCUUUUACAGUGUGAUCCACAGUCCUCUCACUGACUAAAUGCUACAAAAUGAUUUAGCAAUGGAGCUUUCUUUGUAGAGGAACCUUGGUUGUAAGACAUUAAUAUGCAGUGUUUGAAGCAAGAAUUCCUUCUUCGUUUUUGUGUAAAAAGUUUAUUGCAGCAGGAAUUCUUUUUCAACCAGUUUUGAGAUAACCAAGACAAACAACUGAUUGGUUUCCCUUCUACCCCUCUGUCAAUUAAUAUAAAUUUACUGAGAUGAUUGUGAGAUAACCAAGGCAAACAAUUGCUUGGUUCCCCUAUGUCAGUUGAUAUACAUUUA
Molecule: messenger RNA, 985 nt
Organism: Limulus polyphemus (Atlantic horseshoe crab)
Lineage: Eukaryota; Metazoa; Arthropoda; Merostomata; Xiphosura; Limulidae
Product: neurocalcin homolog
Exons: 3
Coding region: 125-700 (191 amino acids)
Molecular function (GO): calcium ion binding
Source: RefSeq, a predicted model, not a curated record